AGGAGUGCUUUGAGAGACGAUCAGCCCAGCCUGUCCUCGGCUGCUGAGAGGAUCCGCAGACACACCAUGGUGCACUUUGGUUACAGCACCCUGAGUUUAGCCAUGCGGGGGCUUGAUGAAACCCCAGCUGAGCUGUGGGAGCUCCGAGAGCUUCAGAAGCUAAACUUGUCCAUGAACUGCCUGUGCUCUCUGCCCCCUGCCCUGGGUACUCUGGACAAUCUCGUGAUCCUCAACCUGUGGGGCAACAACCUGUCCAGCCUCCCACCCGAGAUUGGCCUCCUGAAGAAGCUGCGUGUGCUCUUUGCUUGUCGCAACCGCCUGAGCGAGGUCCCUGAGGAGCUGGGCUCCUGCACCUGUCUGGAGGUGCUCAGUCUGGCCAACAACCAGAUCACAGGCCUCCCAGGCAGCUUGGCAGCCAUGCACAGUCUUACCAAACUCAACCUUAGCCACAACCGCAUUGUUCACAUCCCCACCUGUGUCUACAGCAUGAAAGGUCUGGUCUUCCUCCACCUGGCCUGCAACCGUCUGGAGACAAUUGCAGACCAGAUCCAGGACUUGGUUAACCUGAAGAUCCUCAUCGUGGAGGGAAACAGUAUCCACACACUUCCCAAGACACUGUGUUUCCUUGAGUCUUUAGAACUCCUCAAUGUCGACUUCAAUGACCUGCAAAAUGUACCGGUGGAAAUGUAUCUACUGAACAGGCUCGGGAGGUUGGCCUGCCACCCGCUGGAUAAAGGACUUCAUAUUAUCCACAACCCCCUCCUCAAGCCUAUUCAGGAGGUGCUGCAAGGAGGACUCAGCGCCCUCUAUAACUACCUCAAACCCACGUGA
Molecule: messenger RNA, 831 nt
Organism: Seriola dumerili (greater amberjack)
Lineage: Eukaryota; Metazoa; Chordata; Actinopteri; Carangiformes; Carangidae
Gene: lrrc30
Product: leucine rich repeat containing 30
Exons: 1
Coding region: 67-831 (254 amino acids)
Molecular function (GO): protein binding
Source: RefSeq, a predicted model, not a curated record